Molecule: messenger RNA, 945 nt
Organism: Apodemus sylvaticus (European woodmouse)
Lineage: Eukaryota; Metazoa; Chordata; Mammalia; Rodentia; Muridae
Product: olfactory receptor 502-like
Exons: 1
Coding region: 1-945 (314 amino acids)
Biological process (GO): sensory perception of smell; G protein-coupled receptor signaling pathway
Cellular component (GO): membrane
Molecular function (GO): olfactory receptor activity; odorant binding; G protein-coupled receptor activity
Source: RefSeq, a predicted model, not a curated record
AUGGCUCUUCUUGAGGAUGGGAACCACACUUCAGUGACAGAGUUCAUUUUAUUGGGCUUAACAGAUGACCCAGUUCUUAGAGUCAUCCUCUUCACCAUCAUUCUGUGCAUCUACCUGGUGACUGUGUCUGGGAACCUCAGCACCAUCCUUCUCAUCAGAGUCUCUUCCCAGCUCCAUCACCCCAUGUACUUUUUUCUCAGCCACUUGGCUUCUGCUGACAUAGGCUUCUCAUCCUCUGUCACACCCAAUAUGCUUGUCAACUUCCUUGUGGAAAAUAAUCCCAUUACAACCCUAGGGUGUGGCAUCCAGCUUGGCUCAGGUGCUUUCUUUGGGACAGUUGAUUGCUUUGUUCUAGCUGUCAUGGCCUAUGAUCGCUUUGUGGCCAUUUGUAGCCCACUGCUUUAUUCAACCAAGAUGUCCACACAAGUCUGCAUCCAGUUGCUUGUAGUAGCAUAUGUUUGCAGUUUUCUUAAUGCUUCUUCCUUCACCCUUUCAUUCUUUUCUUUUUACUUCUGUGGACCAAAUAGAAUCAAUCACUUUUUCUGUGACUUUGCUCCUUUAGUUGAGCUCUCCUGUUCUGAUGACAGUGUCUUUAUUGUACUUGUCACUAUUUCUGGUGGCACUGUCAUUGUGAUUACAGUACUUAUUAUUGCUGUCUCCUACAUAUACAUCCUCAUCACCAUCCUGAAGAUGCAUUCCACUGAGGGCCGCCACAAGGCCUUCUCCACCUGCACCUCCCACCUCACUGCCAUCACUCUGUUCUAUGGAACUGUCACAUUCAUCUACCUGAUGCCCAAAUCUAGCUACUCUAUAGACCAGAACAAGAUAGUCUCUGUGUUCUAUAUAGUAGUAAUCCCCAUGUUGAAUCCACUUAUCUACAGCCUCAGAAAUAAUGAAAUUAAGGAUGUUCUUAAGAGAUAUAUAGGCAGAAAAACAUGUUCUUAA